Messenger RNA from Xyrauchen texanus (razorback sucker), 1562 nucleotides. It is a transcript of the gene rho, whose product is annotated as rhodopsin. The record is from RefSeq and is a predicted model, not a curated record. Gene Ontology annotation, biological process: visual perception; phototransduction; G protein-coupled receptor signaling pathway. Bases 106 to 1170 code for a protein of 354 amino acids. The transcript has a single exon. Gene Ontology annotation, cellular component: membrane; photoreceptor outer segment. Gene Ontology annotation, molecular function: G protein-coupled receptor activity. NCBI's taxonomy places the organism in Eukaryota, Metazoa, Chordata, Actinopteri, Cypriniformes, Catostomidae.
ACACCCAUCCAUUCACAGCACGGCUCUGCCUCGUUCCUCCUCAGUCCUCCCAAACCAAGCAAAGACUACUACAGAAGGGGCUGACCACACCAUCCAACCGCAGCCAUGAACGGUACAGAGGGACCGGCAUUCUACGUGCCUAUGUCCAAUGCCACUGGCGUUGUUAGGAGCCCGUACGACUAUCCCCAGUACUACCUGGUGGCACCAUGGGCUUAUGCCUGCCUGGCUGCUUACAUGUUCUUCCUCAUUCUCACCGGCUUCCCAGUCAACUUCCUCACUCUGUAUGUCACCAUCCAGCACAAGAAGUUACGUACGCCCCUCAACUACAUUCUGCUGAACCUUGCCAUUUCCGACCUCUUUAUGGUUUUUGGAGGUUUCACCACAACAAUGUACACCUCGUUGAAUGGCUACUUUGUUUUCGGCCGCCUGGGAUGCAACAUCGAAGGCUUCUUUGCCACUCUGGGAGGUGAAAUGGGUCUCUGGUCCCUUGUCGUGCUGGCCAUCGAGAGGUGGGUGGUCGUCUGCAAACCCAUGAGCAACUUCCGCUUCGGAGAGAACCAUGCCAUCAUGGGUGUUGCCUUCACAUGGGUCAUGGCCAGUGCUUGCGCCGUACCACCCCUCCUCGGCUGGUCCCGCUACAUCCCCGAAGGCAUGCAGUGCUCAUGCGGAAUUGACUACUACACCCGUGCCCCCGGUUACAAUAACGAGUCCUUCGUCAUCUACAUGUUCCUUGUCCACUUCACCAUUCCACUCAUCAUCAUCUUUUUCUGCUACGGUCGCCUGGUCUGCACCGUAAAAGAGGCCGCUGCCCAGCAGCAGGAGUCCGAGACCACCCAGAGAGCCGAGCGUGAGGUCACCCGCAUGGUCAUCAUCAUGGUCAUCGGCUUCUUAGUUUGCUGGGUCCCCUAUGCCAGCGUUGCCUGGUACAUCUUCACAAACCAGGGCACCGAAUUCGGCCCUGUCUUCAUGACAGUGCCGGCCUUCUUUGCCAAGAGCUCUGCCCUCUACAACCCCUGCAUCUACAUCUGCAUGAACAAGCAGUUCCGUCACUGCAUGAUCACCACCCUGUGCUGUGGCAAGAACCCCUUCGAGGAGGAAGAGGGUGCCUCCACCACCGCAUCCAAGACCGAGGCUUCAUCCGUGUCUUCCAGCUCUGUGUCCCCCGCGUAAAUGUGUCUAAACAACACACUCAAAGCAGCGACGUGCACUGGGCUUCACAGCAACCGACACCACAAAGAGUUCAGCCCAGGGAAACGAGCGACCGCUACCAUUUGCAGAAAAAACGUCUCUGUCAUUUUUUCAUUUUGUAUUUUUACGAAACCCAAUUGGUUCGACCUAAAGACAGUUUUGAGAGAGGACAGAUCAUGUCCCAGUUUCUGUACAUUCAGCGAGUCCAACGUAACGGUUUAUACCAUUCUUUUUGUUCUCCUUUCUGAAAUGCAGCAAAAGGAAAAAUAUGUUAACUCUCUUACUGUUGGACUCCUUCUUUUACUGGCUUUGUUGUGAUUGUAGAGGCAUGUAUUCAAGGCAAUGUAACAAUAAAAAGCACUUUGCAAAUUAAA